Iphiclides podalirius (scarce swallowtail) is the source of this 483-nucleotide messenger RNA. NCBI's taxonomy places the organism in Eukaryota, Metazoa, Arthropoda, Insecta, Lepidoptera, Papilionidae. The record is from the annotation of a GenBank genome assembly.
AUGGCACAGAAUUUACAGAAAAAGCCCUCCAAGGGCAUCUUAAAAACAUCCCGAAGCAUCGAUGGGCAAGACGGAAUGCCUUCUACGAGUAAAAGACCGAAAGAACAGAGGUUUGACGAAAUGAAUAUUAUUGAAACAUUUCACCCGGCUGAUAAAGAUUACGGCCAUAUGAAAGUUGAUGAGCCUAAAACUCCUUAUUCAGAAGCAAUCGAUGGUGAAUUGGAGCCAUCCGAUGAACUGGACGCAAACAUCUUGGCGGCAAAGCUUGCUGCUAGUAUGAACAGACCGCCUAAGUGUGUGGAACCGUGCGAUAGUGAUGAGGAGAUGGAAGAACCAGAAGAAGUUCGCCAGCGAAGACUCGAGUUUGAACGAAAGAGGAAAAUGCACUACAAUGAAUUUCAGGCCUUGCAGCUGGCGAGGAAGCUGUUGGCUCAAGAGGAGGAGGAGGAGGAAGAGGAGGAAAAGGGAGAGGAGUCAGCCACC